AUGCCAAAUCAUCAAGGCUCCUAUGACAAUGGUUCCAUUAUCCAUCACCCCCUCGACGACGAUUCCGACAGUGAUCAGGAUCAACCCCACGCAGCCAAGAAGGGAGGCUGUGCUUUUGACGCCGUGCGGAACAAGCUCAUUCGAACCAUGUCUCACGACUCGAGUACCAAGAACCCAUCCCUUACUUCUCUUGGCAAUAGCGACGAGGAGAUUGCACGACGAGCCGAGUUGAGGCGUCUCAUGCGUCAGAGAAUCCAGGAUGAGCUGCAAACAGAACAACCAGACGACGACAUGGAAAACAAGCCUGCGCAUGGCAUUCGCUGCAUAGCAUCCAUAGUCAACCUCGGCUUGCCAAGUGCUGGACCUCGAGACGCCAUUGAAUUCGCUGUCAAUAAAUCUCCCUCUCUCGAUGCUCGAGUACCGCGGUCUGGCAAGGAUCAAUCUCACGAAAGAGAUGUGCCAGAGUCGCAAAACUCCACGGAUGACCAAAAGAAAAGGUCAUUGGAUCGAAAUAAUCCGACGGAAGAAGACAAUAAGGCUGAGAACGACGGUGAUAAAAGCAAUGGAACUGAUCUUGCCACCAAUUUCCCAUCGCAAACACCUCGGUCCGGACAAAUAGAGCAAGCCCAUUCUCAGAAGUCUUUCCAGUUGUCUAAUAGUGCCACUCGUCUUGAUCGCAUUUUGGGCCCUGACAAUAGUUUCAAUAGCCGCCAUGCUUCUUCUUCCGCCGAUGGCCACUCGGCUCUUGGAGUGUGGCUGAUUGCUCAGGGUCUUCGUUCACGAGACAACUCGACUCUUCAUUUUGACGAUGACGAAGAGGAAGAAGCAGCUGGAGAUGGUAUCGAUAGCUCUCAAGUCGUAAACCAGUCUGGACCUGCGGAAACAGUGAAGAAAGAACCGACCUCCGGCUCCCAGAACAUCCUCUCGAAGGAAUACACGUUACCAGCCAACCAAGUGUCUGUGGCCACUGGUACACUUGACAGGGUGAAACCAAGUGGUGACCUCGAUUCAGAACGAUGCAAGGUGAAUCCUUAUCCCGAGAUCGGCUCUCGACGCACUGGACACACUUCUUCACCUCUUUCCGGAGAACGAACUGGAGCUCCGACGGUGGCAACAACUCGCAACUCUCUCGUCGACAACUCAUCAUCAUGUUAUCCGUCCAAGUUUCAACCAAGCCCUGCUCGCUCUCGACAGAAUUUGUAUAGUCUAGAUCUCAAAGAACUCGAAGGUAUGGAACUGUCCCCCUUCAAGUGGCAGCCCAAAUCGUCUCAGGACCAAGAAAGUGCCUCAAAGCAACAGAACUCGAGCAACGACGAUGAGCCUCAAAGCAAAGAAAUUGACGCUGAUCAUGGCUGCCAGGGCCAAAAUCCCACCGAAGCCGCUCCCGACCCAGUGUCACGGUCACAAUCAGAGUGUGCGAGUUUUCUCCAACGUGAGACCGAACUUGGAACGAUUGAGAGACGAUUUGGCGACUUAUUCAGUCGAAAAAAGCCCAACAGUCAGUAUACGAGCCGGUUCCGCGAAGAGUUUAACGAGCCCUCUCUCGGGCAGCCUGUUCGCAAGUCCUUCAUGAGCAAGAUUCACCUCACCGUCCCAAUCCGGUUCAAGGCAAGUUCACGAAGCCUCGGUGAUCACGACGAAGGAAAUACGCCUGGCCUCUCACGAGAGCCAAGUCCUACGCCUGAGUACCCGGAACUCGAAAUCCAACCCACGGAGUCAGGAUAUGAAGAACUUCGGGUGCUAGAGAGGGAAAUCAAUAACAUGAAAGGCGAGAACAGGUUGUCAACACCUGAGGGUGAAGCGUCAAGACCACGAUCCACCAAGAGUUUGGGUGACCGGAUAUCUGCUUUGAUGCACGAGGCGGCCAUGGAGGAGCAUCAUGACCAUGGUGAUGAAUCGGCCUUGGGCGAAACCCUUGCUACACCUGUCACACCCAGCCUACUUCAAGAGAGUAUCGUGGCAACAGACGUGUUUCUUACGCCGGAAAGCCGCCUCUCUUACGCCAAUGGCAGCCAGCAGGGAAAGUCAGGUUCAGAUACAGGGUCGGCAGAAAUCAGAGGGCACGAGGCACUCAAGGCAUUUAUCGAGACCGAUCAACGUGCGCAUCGUUCAAGAUCGAUAACCUGGGCAGGAAGGCCUCUAGCUGAAGUCACGCGAAAGCAGCAACGCUCUGACGACGCAACUGGCAGUUUACAUCAGAACGAAACGAAGAGUAUGAGUAUGCGACCUCACAGCAGAUGA
This is a messenger RNA of Fusarium keratoplasticum, 2241 nucleotides long. RefSeq lists its product as uncharacterized. The record is from RefSeq and is a predicted model, not a curated record. Bases 1 to 2241 code for a protein of 746 amino acids. NCBI's taxonomy places the organism in Eukaryota, Fungi, Ascomycota, Sordariomycetes, Hypocreales, Nectriaceae. The transcript is spliced from 3 exons.